This is a messenger RNA of Ornithodoros turicata, 6456 nucleotides long. RefSeq names its product hemicentin-2-like. Bases 258 to 2558 code for a protein of 766 amino acids. The record is from RefSeq and is a predicted model, not a curated record. Lineage: Eukaryota; Metazoa; Arthropoda; Arachnida; Ixodida; Argasidae. Gene Ontology annotation, molecular function: protein binding. The transcript has 12 exons.
UCGAUUGCUUUCGCGUCCCAGCAGCGCAGCACCACAGUCGUUUUUCGGUUCCACUUGUUGACGGUCUACGCCGUGCUUGGUCCCCGAGAAUGGCUCCUUCGCGGGAGUAUCGGCGAAGACAAAAAGAACACGCAGUAGCAACGAUACAAUAGCUCGCGGCGUGGAGGCUUUAGGAUUGUGAUGUGUGGGUGAUGUGUUGUCUCAGUUUGCUGUGGAUUACGGCCAUGUGGUGAAUGACGUGAUAUAUAUAUAAAGGGAUGAGAAUGAAAACAUAUUGUGCUGCGUCACUGUGGGACGUCAUGAGUCAGGUGCUGCGGUGUGCACUUGUAUGUGCUGUGGUAGUGGCGGAAAUAGCUAGUGAAGACUCUACAGACGGCUCGACGGUAACAAGCCGUGUGGGUGGAGAGACGGCGCUGCCUUGUCCUCUGAGGCAUCCGACGCAAGACUCCUGGGCCCAAGGAGUCAACUGGUACAAGCAGGGUAUCCCAGGUCCCGUGUACUCCGUCGAUAUGGGCUCCGGCAACGUCCUGCAGGCCAAACACCGUCCAGGCCACGUCUGGGCAGGCAGGGCUUACUUCUCCACCGCGGACGAACCUGCCCAGCUCAUGGUUGGCCACGUGGAGGCCACUGAUUCAGGAAUUUACGUCUGCAGCGUACGGUUUAGCGGAGGCGCAAUUAGGAACAGCACUGUACAGCUUCUCGUCGUCGUUCCACCCGAAGCGCCAGUGAUUCGGGACAAGUAUGGAGUAAAGGUUGGAAAGGUGGCCGGUCCCUAUCGAGAGGGAGAGUCACUGUCGCUCACUUGUGAAGUCAACGGAGGAGUCCCGGAACCAACGGUGUCCUGGUGGCGUAACGGUACGGAACUCGUUCGUGGAACAGUCUCCAGUUCAUCACACGGCGUGACGCGAUCAACGCUGGAGAUCCCUCAAAUCCGUAGGCACGACCUCAAUAGUAGCCUGGUAUGCAAGGCCUCCAACCACAACGGAACUUACACUGUCAGCACUUCCACGACGCUGGACCUCUAUUUGAAGCCGUCGUCUGUGCGAAUGCGGUCCAAACAACGGCCUCUUACGUCAGGGUUGCCCGCAGAGAUUGAGUGCGAGGCUGCGGGUUCACGGCCCCUACCCAUGAUUACCUGGUGGCGCGGAAAGGCCAAGAUAGCUGCAGAGCAUGUCAAGAUGAUGCCCAUCGGGAACAGGAUGUUCUCCGUCGUAGCCUACACGCCUUCGCGGGAGGACAAUGGCAAACGGUUGCGAUGCGUCGCUGAAAAUCCCAAAAUUGUUGGAAGUUCUAUAGAGGCGUACUACAACCUAGACGUACACUACAAACCCAUAGUGACGCUACAGCUUGGGAAGCGCCUCCGUCUGAGCGAAAUAUUUGAGGGCCAAGACGUCUACCUGGAGUGCAGCAUCGACGCUAAUCCCCGCGUUACGGAAGUCAUCUGGCGAUUUGAUGGCAAUCAAGAAGUCCAUUCCGAUCCCACCUCUAAGGUUAUUACUAGCAACCAGUCCAUCGUCUUUCAAGCCAUUCAACGGGCUCAUUCUGGGACGUACACCUGCGUCGCCAUCAACUCUGAGGGGCAGUCCAUCAGCAACGAGGUUAAGCUAAGGGUGCAGUUUUCCCCCGUGUGUUCGGCGAAGCAACGUACCGUGUACCCAGCGGCUGCACACGAGAUGCUUCAAGUCACCUGUGAAGUGGAUUCGCAUCCGGAAGACGUGACCUUCCAGUGGUCCUUUCGCGGCCCUGAACGGAGUCACGACGUUCAAACUUUCAUAACGGAAGGGACCAGAAGUAUCGCUUCCUAUGUACCCCGGGAGAACUCGGAUUACGGCAUCCUCCUGUGCUGGGCUGCAAACAAGGUCGGGCAGCAGAAGACGCCCUGCGAAUACAGCAUCACUCCGGUCGGUCCGCCUAAGGCACCGUACAACUGCACACUCAGCAACCAGACGGAAGACGCCUUUCUAGCCGAGUGCCACGAAGACCAGGCGGGGGGACUGCGGCAACUGUACAACCUGGAAGUGCACGACAUUUCCUGUCACCGCCUACUCGCCAACCUGACAUCCGACAAGCCCAUAUUCUGGAUACAGGGCGUGCCACCGGGCCUCAACUACGUGCUCGUCAUGUACGCCCUCAACGAACUCGGUCGUUCGCAGCCGGUCCUACUGCGUGCUGAAGCCGCGGAUCGCUACUGGGACGGUGUACGCCACGGUGGCGAAUGGAGUGGCUGCGAACAAAGUAACUCUUUGGUGGUCAUCCUGAUAGCUGUAGCGUUUGCAGCGCUUUUCUUACUUUGCAUACUCGUCUUGAUCGCCCGUUGUCGGAACAAGAAACGGCUAAAAGCCACUACGGCAAGCAGCGACAAGGUAGUACAGAAUGGAAAGGCGUCGCCAAGAAGUUGUGACGGUUCCGUAAUGCUAACGACUUUCAACUGCGCCGAAGGCGAAGAACUGCACCCGACCGUACUCGAAACAUCACCAACAAAACCACCGUACCACGCCGACUACAUCGGUAACAUUCACACACCUGCGUUCUGGAGGCAAAAGGUGGUGGACUUCUGAUAUCCAGAUGUGCUCCCGACAAGUUCAAUGACCAUGACGACGUUCGGCGUCCGAGGUGCGCCCUGCUGAAAGAACUGGCACGCUUAAGGGAACGCCUGUCGCGCCCUGGCCCAAGACAGGCCCCCCUUUAGAAUGUCACCGAAGAAGGAACAACAGGAGAGACCUUCAGCUACGAUCUUCUCUCAUGGCUAACAACAGGCUCAAGAGCUUGGGGGCGAAAGCCUCGGGAAGAAGACGUCCGAACAACCGCCAUGGCACGGGAGCACUACUGUCCAUUCGUAAGACUUUUGCAAGAAGGAGUCGUGAUGUGUUCUUAAAGAGUUCUAUGCGGCACGCAGGUCGCGUGCGGCACGGAUAAGUGGCAGUGCGCGUUGGAACGCCAAUAUGAGUGUAUAUCGACGAUUCAAAUGCCAAAAAAAAGUGAACAGCUGUUUUAGGCUGUGAGACGUCACGUAUUACCUGGUCGUGAUUCUCAAGAAGACAUUCCGCACCGCAAGAACAAAAGACACAUUUGUGAGUGACGAGGGAUGGCGGCGUUCGCAUUUAUGACACUUUUUUUUUUCUUUUUCAGCUGUCAACCGUGUGUGUAAGUGGUGAACGAAAGUGCGAGAAGUGCGCUCUCCCCGUCAUUUUUCUUUUUUCUUUCUUUUUUCUUUUUUUUCUUUUUUUUUUUUUUUUUUUUUUUUGCGGCAUCACACGUUCUUGUAUUCCUGGAAAUGUGCACUACACGAGAGGAAUGAUUUCGAAGAACUUUUGUAAAUAGCUAUACAAUAAUAUAUUUUAUACAAAGACAUUACGUAAUACCUUGCGGACUCACUGUAAACAUACGGCUCUUGAUUUUGAUGAAGUAUAUACGGCUGCCGUACUGCUCCGACAGCCCGCUGCCCUGUCUGUCUGCUCUGACUGCCAGCGCAGAGCAAAUCGGCCCGUUUCCACGUUGUUAUUUCUUCUUUCGUACACAUUUUUUCCUCGACUAUCGUCGCUCCAUCGUGUCUCAUGCCAUGGAUUUUGUACGGCCUGUAAAAAAAAAAAAAAUGUUAUCGUGUUUCAAGUCUUGGACAAACGGGCUGCAUUAUAAGCAGGCCUUGCUCAAGGGCAGGAGUUGUGGAAGGGAAAGCGUGUAACAAUCACUUAAAGGUAUCAUUAAAGAAGGUUUCUAAACGUGGGAUAAACUUUCGAAAUGUAACUUGACAGAAUCGCCUAUUCAGUGUCUCGAGAGGAUAAUGUGUUUUGUAAGCCAGUGCUCAAAGGGAUCGUAUUUGUAAAUGGUGCACCAUUGCCUUGCAUUAUGUCACGAGGUAAGUUGUGACUGAGAUUCUAAGAGUCUGCGACAGGAUUGCCUAGCGUUUUGAAAAUCAUGAGUAAGUGUGGCUUGGUGUCAACGUGAGAAAUUAUACCAUCAAUGGCCUAUUCCAAUUAUACCUAUACUGAACGUCGUCCACACAAUUUCCAAGCACUGUCGAUCACGCUCGCACACUCAAUGGAAACAAUGGAAUAAAUUUGCGAGCAAUCACAGCUUCUAGACCGCAAUUACUAUUCAUCUUAGUCCCCUGGCCCUGAAAUUUACUCCCCCAGCGCUGCAAAUAGACCCUAAACUUCCGGACAUUUAGUCGGGACUAAUUGCUGUGACAUUACAUCUAGUCCCCAAAACAACUAAAAUGUUCUAUUUUUUCUUUCUUAGAGUAAAUACGCACCAGAGGAGAAAAAAAUAUUCGUUGGGCAAUAAGGGAAAGGAUGUACGCAUAUGACACCAAAUCAAAUAGGAAUCCAGUGCUGAAACAAAAUUCCCAUCCAAAUCUGUCGCCAUGUUCUCGUCGUCCCACACGUUACCCAUACGAGCAAUAGAACGUGAAGUAAACUUUCUAAGUGGGAGACUAUUUAGCUCGGCCAUCAGUCAUCUAGCAAAACCCGCGACGUUUUCAUACACGAGCCUUUCUAAGUCCUCAGCGUCUCUUGUGUUUUUCACGCGCGCCGUUGCUCGACGCCGGCGCAUAAUUUACGGCAGCUAUAAUUCAAGUCGACCUGCCUUGCCGGCUAUAUACUGUGCGCGUAAUUAUUCUCGCCGCCAGGAUAUUAUCGAGGCACUUUUUUUUUUUCUCUUUCAUAUCCCUCGUGCGCUGUUCCUUGUAUACUGUGCAUAGAAACGGCACGCUUGCUGGGCGCUACGGGUGUUACCUACUUGUCCUAGACCUUCUAACACCCUACGGCACCCCGGCAUUAUAUAUUGUUGGGAAACAAUAGCAUGACAGGGCAUACAUUGAGCGACAUGAAACAAAGACGUUAGUUUUCCCUAACUGCCUGCGUUAUUCAAGGAAUAAACAUGCUCAUAAUGAUAGGCGUAGGAUGAACAUUUUCUAUUGGCAGUACGUAUGUCUCCCUCAAAUGCUGACGGGGUUCUGAGCCCAAGCUAAGGCGACCAGCUCCGGUGGCGCAGCGGUAACGCGUGCGCUUGGAGACUGGGAGGUCCGCGGUUCGAAUCCGCGGGCCGGCUGUGCCGUCUGGGGUUUUUCCUGGGUUUCCCUCAGAUGUGUAAUAGGCGUAUGCCGGCACAGUUCCCCUGAAGUCGGCCCAUGGACGCAGCUAUCCUCCCCCCGAGCGGAUUCCGCUCGGUCUUCCACUUCACCCUCUCCUCCUCUCCAUCACCUUUCCCUUCCCGAGAAACAUGCCGCCUAAUCAGGCAGGCAGACCUCUCGGGUUCCUCCCAACGACACUCCUCCUCCUCCAAGCUAAGGCGUCCGCUUUGUCACCUACAGGUAACAAGAUGAGUGUUUCAAGCGGUUCACAGCCCCUGCAAGUAACGAGAAUUAUCCGAGCCGAGCUUCAUCCGAGGAGGACAUAAUCAGAUAAGCCGGCAUCGCCUGAAUAACUCGGGGGAAAAAGUAACGUGCUGACGCCAACCAAGUCCUGGCGUGGACUCGUUGACUUUCUUCCUGAGUUGUUUUGGGGUGAAUUAUUUGAACAUUCCCGUAGCUUAGUCACGAAACGAAUAGAACUCUCCCGUCGCCCUCUUGAUCCUAUAUAGCCCUUGUAGUUCGGUAGGGAUGUGGUAAUCCUCACACUGCGGGAAACAGUCGGAACGGCCCACACCGUUUCGCGACGUCGCGCAAGCCCUACGCUGUUGCCUUGUUACGCUCCGCCUUCCGGUGGCGCCACUGACAACCAUAUUAAUUUCGAUUCAAUUUAAUCGAAAUUUGUUUGAAUUUGCUCGUGACGAAACGUUCGCUGUUUUAUCCUAAAAAGUUUGGCUCUGGAUUCCUGGGUACUACCUCCCGGAAGGGUCUCUAAUUAAUGCGAAGUAAAGCGGGGCAGCAAUAAGUGCUGAUCGAUUAAUUGAUUGAUUGAUUUAAAGAAAAAGUAAAUUGAGAGGUUGUCUUCACUGGUGUGAAGCCAGCAACUCCACAUCACUUGCACCAGAUACAAUGGUGGAAAACUUCUGGAAUGAUGCUGCUGCUGAUGCAGUAAGUGCUUUUAUGCGCUGUUUAAUAACGUCUGGGCAUUUGAGCGUGUGCGCAACGUUAAAAGGGAUUACAGUUAUAUGGCAGACUUUGGAGUUAAAGCAAUGGUGCUCCUAGUAUGGUUAACCAAGCACAUCCUCGAAGCAGACAAUGGCUUAUGGCAUGAAGAAGACUACUCUUGUUGCAAAUCUAUAAGGGCUAUGGGUUGUGACUUCUGCCAUAGCGGAUUAUAUUAAUACAGCGAGUUGUUCAAACGAUUCCUCCCUUGUACAUAUGAUUCUUUGACCUCUUAAAGAAAAGCAAAUGUUUCCUGAAUACGACUAAAGUUCCACAGCGUAAGGAGGGUGCUACAAACAAGGAACACGUUUAAAUAAUGUCAGCUGCCCUUCUAUGUGUCUAUUGAGAACGUACAGCCCGCCAUCCUAUGUCCAUGCUCUGUGCUC